CCACAUUCUAGUAUUCCUUUUUCUCUAUUUUGAAGAAUUUUCUAUAGCUUAUUUCGUUGGAUCUUUUAACAAUAAAAUACGUAAUUUGGAUUGCAAUAGCAUGAACGCUCAAGCUGAGAAUAAAUUUACUGGUUUGGACGGUUCAGAUAAAAAAACAUCGACAACUAAAACUGAAUUUAAAGAAAAACAGGUAAACCCAAAUUCUGGUGUAUUGCCUAUUCUCAACAUGCCGGAAAACCCACUGAAAGAAAAGGACCAAAACAAAAAUGUGGCCGAAAAAGAUAGCAAAGACAGCAAUUCUGAAGCCGAUGUUAAAAAAGAAGUACCUCCUCCAGUUCAAACCGAAAUUUUAGAAACAAAAGGAAAUGAAAAUGUUCCAGAAGAGAAGUAUUCUGACGAUUCCGCAAAAGCGGAACAAACCAAGUCACAAGAAAAGAAAGAAGCUCUUACUUUGGUGGUACCCGAAGGUGAUAAUACCAUUUCUGUGCCGCCUAUCCUCACUUCUCCGAUUUCACCGACAAAAGCUUCGGCAGAGAAUCAAUCACCUAGCUCACAACAGCAAGCGCCGCCAAAAAAUUUUUUCAAGAAAUUCGGCUUGAAAAAAAAAAAUCAAGAUCCGUCUUCAUCGCCUACCACCGAAGUCGAUAUUUCUGCAUCGCUGGAAAAGUCACCUGACCAGAAUGUUGAACCAACGACUGAAGAAGUUAAAGAAGUUAAAGAAGUAAAAGAAGUAACAAAGGUUAAUCCUACCGAAACGGUUACACAAAAUGAUACUGAGUCAAAGAAUUUCUUCAAAAAGUUGGGUAUAAGAAAAACUUCGUCCGUGCCAAAAAAUCAGGAACCGCCUUUGCCCAGUUCUGAAGUCACCGAUAGAGACGUUUCUACAGCGCAGGCGAAGUCGUCUGAUUCAAGUGUCGAAUCGACGACCGAGGAAGUAGCCAAGGUUAAGGUUAAUGCUACCGAAGUUGCUACAGAGAACGAUACAGAGUCAAAAAAUUUCUUUAAAAAAUUUAGUUUCGACAAGGUAAAAAAAUCACAGACAAAAAACCAAGAGCCUUCUUCUAAUUCUCCACCUAGUUCCGAAGCUCCGGCUACGGACGCGACGACAAAAACAGAGGUAUUAGCUUCAAAUGUUGGACCGGCUAUUGAAGAAGCAACCAAAUCAGAAGUUACCGUAGAGAACGAUACAGAAUCGAAGAAUUUCUUCAAAAAACUUGGUUUCGACAAGAUGAAAAAAUCAUCGACGAAAAAUCAAGAGCCAUCACCUCCUAGCUCUGAAGAUUCCACUACUGACAAUUCUGCUACACAGAACAAGUCACCUGACUCGCAACCAGAAGGGUCAGAUUCAAAUGCUGAGUUAACUACCGAAGAAACGAUUAAGUCAGAAGUUGUUACGGAGAAUGAAGCGGAGUUAAAAGAUGAAAAAACAGCGGAAGAGAGAAAAAAGAACAAUUUUGGUUUGAGAUUUGCAGAUAUGGGUCGAAUGCUUGUCGAAAGAAUUCGAGAAGGAUUCGAUGAGCUAGAUCAGCGUAUGUACCAAAACCCCGAGGAUACCCGUGAAGUUCCCGAAGUUAACGAACGUGAGGAAUUACUUGGGAAGUCCGAUGACAGUACCGCUUCUGUUUCACCUAAUAACAAUCCGGUCGCAAAUGGAACGAAGGAAGCCAUGGCUGAACUUGGAGACGCUUUAAAUGAACGUGGUGAAAAGCUUGGCAUGGUGAAUGAGCAGGUGACUGAAUUGGCAGCAAAUGCUGAUUCUUUCGCGGCAUUAGCAAGAGAAGCCAUGCUGGCCCAGAAAAAUAAAAAAUGGUAUCAAUGGUAG
Messenger RNA from Acaulospora morrowiae, 1822 nucleotides. Lineage: Eukaryota; Fungi; Glomeromycota; Glomeromycetes; Diversisporales; Acaulosporaceae. The record is from the annotation of a GenBank genome assembly.